GUGUAAAUCCCGAUGGUGUUUGUUUCUGUGUGUGUGAGUUUUGUCUUUAUGUUGUCAUCACAGUUGCCGGAAAGACAAAUUUUGAUGGACUUUAAGUCAUCGUGUGGCCAUCUGUUACGCCACCUGCAUCAUUAUCGGUGUGUUUUACUGUAACAGAAUUUAAUAGCUUAUAGGAAACCGUGCAGUAACAACUAUAUCAAGUAACUAAAAUGGUCUAAUACUAUGGUAGUAUUAUUUAGUAUUGUUCAACAAAAGCCUUUGAAUCAGAUGAAAAACGUCUGAAGCUGCAAUCGGACCCAAUCAUCCCAAAGACUGAUUCCUACAGUGGAAAUUUCUGCACGUGGACUUAAAAGUUUACUUGAUAUCUUCUGCGGUGGAGUUCAUCGGGUUUAUCGUCUCAGAGGAGGCGAGGAGAGCGACGCUGGUAACACUGACCUAGAAACACAUGCUUGUGAGCAGGUCUCACACGACGAGAGCCGAAACCAGAUCCGUCUGUGGCUCCCGCAGACCGCAAGAUCUCCUCAGGUUCGCGUUAGAAAAACUUCGCGUUUGAAAAGCUGGAUUUUGAACCCCGCUGGAUUCCCGGGCGGACCGAAGCGAGCUCUUUAUUUAUUACGCAGCGCAAAUAGUAAGGACGUGAUUUGCUUGCAUCACUCUCUCGGAGGGAGACGGGCCCGCGCCUGGGAGCUGUCCCAGGCAACAUGGUGCUGAAGCCGCAGCGAGAGCGAGCAUCCUCCGGCUUUACUGACGAUCUUCAUCGUAACAACUCGUGUUAGACAGAUCCGCACAACGCCUGUCGAGCGGCGACGCUUCGGAUUACCGCGCAGGAGACGCUUCAGAGAUCUGAUUCAAAGGAAAGGCGCUAGAUGUGACAAAACGACGGACCGUGAGCAGCAAAAAAAUUAAAAAAAUUUGCUCGUCGUCGAAAGCGAAGCUGAUUCUUCUCUGGACUGGUUUUUCGAAAGACACGUCUGACAUUACGCGGGACAGCGAGAUAAACUGCCUCGGGAUUUCUGCGACGAGGGCUGGGUGUUUAAGGAGACAGGCAGCCUGCGCUAAACAAAACGCUGGCACCUCGUAUCUUUUCGGAGGGGGACUCGUUCGUGAGCGGUCGGGACUGAAACGCGAGAUGAACGCCAAGGACGAUUGCUGGAUAAUUGGCAAGAUCGGGGCAGGAUUUGGUUUCGCGCGGCACACUUUGCGUUCGCGUUAACACCAUUACGCGGUAGUCGCUUUUGGGUGAUGGCUAAUAAGCGAGGACGGUGCGAACGAGAACAGAGAUCGUGUAGGCUGCUGUGCGUCGCAGACUUCGAUUUGUUUCUUUAUUAGACAAACCGAGGCUGCCGUCUGUUUUGGCUCUGCUGACGAAUAGCCAGCGUUUGUGUUUUCCUGCUUUUGACGAAUAGAUGCCGCCGGCGAGAAGAGCACCUCGGGGUGGGAGCUCCUUUGUCAGAAGCUGUUCGCGGGAAUCCCCGAUAUUUCCCAUUCAAAAUCCGAGCCCGAUUGGAGCGUUUGUCAGAAUAAGGUCAGCUGUUGUUAACGCCCUGAGUGGUUAAUGUUUGGUCAGGUAACCUAAAACGUGCUUAUAAUUAACUACUUCGGAUUCAGCAUUGGGUGACGAACGGGGUUACUAAAGGGUUACCACUUUUGACAGCUACUAUUAGCCUACAUGUGCAUGUGUACGAUCGUCAGCUUCUCAAUGGGAACCCCGGCGCGACCGCGUAGCUCUCAGAACAGUAAGUUGAAAAUAAACACCGUCUCCGUGUCCAAACGGUCGGCGGAGUGAGGCGAGCAGAAAGCGGCUUCGCUCACAGGUGUCUUUUCCUCGCUGGAAACCAAACAGUAAGUUCUGUUAUGUGACCUGCUGGAGUCCAGUAACAGAUAGCCUUAGCAUUAUAGGCCGUUUAAAAACAUAGACCGCCUUUCCAUUAUUCAUAAGACGGGCACAUGUUGUUGGCUAUCGGUGUCAUUGUAUGGUGUUGGGGAUUGUUGAAUCGCAGACCGAUGCUGCGCCGCCAGGGCAAGCAGAAAGGCCGCUGUUGCGUCUUGUUCAGUGACCUGAAGGUUUUCCUACUCAGGCCACCGGCACCGCCACCCGCCUUCACACCCAUGAACGAACUAAACGCGGAGGGCAAUGCGACGAGCAGCGCCACGGAGAGCCACUCUUUAGCCAACGGACAUUAUCAGCCGGUAGCAGCGGGUGAGGCUGCGGACACGCGAGGGAGCGAAGACUGGACUCACAGCGGCGUGGAUUCGCCGAGGACCCUGGACUGCUGCAGCUCAUCCGAGGAUUGCUCUAAGGAGAAGCUGGACGAGAGGUUAUCUCUGAACAGCUGCACGGACAGUGGAGUCAGGACUCCUUUGUGUCGGAUCUGUUUUCAGGGCCCUGAACAGGGGGAGCUGCUGAGCCCGUGUCGCUGUAGUGGUUCUGUACGCUGCACUCAUGAGCCCUGUCUUAUUAAGUGGAUUAGUGAGAGAGGAUCCUGGAGCUGUGAACUCUGCUACUACAAAUACCAGGUCAUCGCCAUCAGCACCAAGAACCCGCUACAGUGGCAGGCCAUCUCUUUGACGGUGAUAGAGAAAGUACAGAUAGCUGCAGCUGUCCUGGGUUCCCUGUUCCUGAUAGCCAGCAUCUCCUGGCUGGUCUGGUCCUCCCUCAGCCCAUCGGCCAAGUGGCAACGGCAGGAUCUGCUCUUCCAGAUCUGUUACGCCAUGUACGGCUUCAUGGACCUGGUGUGCAUCGCUCUGAUUGUCCACGAAGGUCCCUCCGUCUUUCGCAUCUUUAACCGCUGGCAGGCUGUCAAUCAGCAGUGGAAAGUCUUAAACUAUGACAAGGUCAAGGACAACGAGGAGCAUCAGAAAACCGGUGCCGCGUUCCGGACCCUGUCUCUGCCGCUGACGCACCGGAUGGGGCCGACCGGGACCGAAGGUGAAGCCUCCACCUCCACAUCUUCCCUGAUGGCUGCAGCUGCGGCGGCCGCGGCGGGCACCGCAACCCCCACCACAAACUCCGUCCCGUUGGCCGCAGGUGCCACGACAGAGCAGCAGGACUCGUCUGAGCCCGGCAACGGGCAGCCCUCGCUGCCAGACCACCACUGUGCUUACAACAUCCUUCAUCUCCUCAGCCACCACCUGAGGCCCCAGGAGCCACGCGGACAGACCAGCAACAGCAACCGCGAACUGGUCAUGAGAGUCACUACAGUCUGAGGCCUGUCUUACGGUUGAAUCUCUGCAUGCGACGUAUUUACAAGAAAGGAUUCACUGAGGAGAAUUAAACAGUGUUACCCGAAGACCCAGUGCAGUGCUGUCCGGGUUUAAGCGUUUGUUUUUCUAUUUUUUACAGCAUUGAAUAAAACGAGGAAGCGGUUUCUCUCACAGUGGCUACAGGAAUGCUUUUGGCCUUUAGGUUUCAAAUGUAAGCAACUGAGAAUGGUCGAAGGUCCAUGGGGGUGGAGUCUCUGAGUGAGCGAGAGAGUGAGUGAGUGAGUGAGUGAGUGAGUGAGUGAGUGAGUGAGUGAGUGAGUGAGUGUGUGUGUGUGUGUGUGUGUGUAAUGAGUUUAUCGUCAGCUCAAGGCCACAGUCAGAGCUGUGACCGUUCUGAAGCACAACCAUAACAAUGCAAACCAGUUUCUACACCGAACUCAAACAGCUCAGAGUGAAGAACAAACGCGUUUGUACGGAAAACACGCAGCAUCACACCGAUUUUACGAUUAUUACAUGUUGCAUUUUCAAAUUAAAUCCUAUCGUUAAUGGUACUUGCGAGAAUAAGCAAGUCUAAAUCGGUUUCUUAAACCAAAUGCGGCAUUGAAGAAGCAAACUAUUGUGUUUACAUUCACAGGCAGUGCGUUUUUUAGCUAAAUCAAUCCUCUCUGGUUUUAACGGUCUUGUACAUCAGUAACAGGAAGCCACGUUGCAGUGGAGACAACUCGCAGCAAUCGAACAUUUUCCAAACUUACAAAAAGCGGCCCAGUUUGAGGCAAAUUCUUGGUCAACUGACUUAUUUUGUUUACAUUUGUUAAAUUUGUGAGAGAAAAAGGUUGCUACAUUAAAACAAACAAAAAAAAAAAAGGACGAAUCGAACUGGUUGAACUGUUGUAUGCGUCUGUUUCUCUUCUGCCUCACAGCAUCCAAUCAAAUCAUUCAUUUCAGUAAUGCAUUUCAUGUGCGUCCUUCCCAAGCCUCGGGGCUUCAAGCAAGCAAGAGCACUCGGAACCUUUACAUUAAUCCCAUUUUUAUUAUAACACUUUUAUUUUUUUCUCGAAACAAGUACAGACAGAAAGCGGAUCUAAGUGUCUCAGUGCUAAAAAACAGGAAACGGCACCAGUGCCUCCUCCGAGCCUGACCACAGCUGUCUGUUAACUUCUGAGUAAUCAUAUCUGCCUUCUCCUUCUGUUAAUGGUCCGCUCCUCCGGAUUUCACAAUUUUAGAAAGAGAGCAAAAGGCAGAACAAUUAAAGCCCAAGCAAAUGAAGUGUUUGAAUAUUGCACCUACAAACCUAAGUGCGGAAAUAAAUCACAAACUGAGAUUAAUGCACCUGAUGACAGAAAUGAGAUUACAAGUUCUCUGGAAAUGCUUAAAUAGUGUGGGAUUGGUGAUUUUGGAUGAAUCGUGAAUAAGCCUGUAGUGUGUUUGAGUAAUCAUGGGGCACAAAAAUCGUUGCAUAAAUGUAACCUAUAAUUAAAAUCGAGUUGCAGCAAUGCAAAACAUUCACAGCACUUCCUCUAAACAAUGCUAAAGGUACACAGAGAGUAGAGCGAGGCAGACAGGCUGGGAGUGUCAACAGCUUUCAUUGUCUGUAUUUAAACUCAUCGGCGGUUGCUGAUGUCAGAUUGGGGAAAUGAAAACACCUCCAAAACGGAGGGCCAAGGCACGAGAGAGUGUUUUGACAUUUUCUUUGCUGGAGUCCAGCUAGAUCCCAGGUAGAUGGAUACA
This is a messenger RNA of Puntigrus tetrazona (Sumatra barb), 4932 nucleotides long. It is a transcript of the gene marchf4a, whose product is annotated as membrane-associated ring finger (C3HC4) 4, like. Gene Ontology annotation, molecular function: zinc ion binding; ubiquitin-protein transferase activity. The transcript has 4 exons. Lineage: Eukaryota; Metazoa; Chordata; Actinopteri; Cypriniformes; Cyprinidae. Gene Ontology annotation, biological process: protein ubiquitination. Bases 1948 to 3207 code for a protein of 419 amino acids. The record is from RefSeq and is a predicted model, not a curated record.